Molecule: messenger RNA, 1838 nt
Organism: Bombina bombina (fire-bellied toad)
Lineage: Eukaryota; Metazoa; Chordata; Amphibia; Anura; Bombinatoridae
Gene: PAIP2B
Product: poly(A) binding protein interacting protein 2B
Exons: 4
Coding region: 163-540 (125 amino acids)
Biological process (GO): negative regulation of translational initiation
Cellular component (GO): cytoplasm
Molecular function (GO): mRNA regulatory element binding translation repressor activity
Source: RefSeq, a predicted model, not a curated record
GCCGUAGGCUAAUGAGGUGCUGUGGCAAGAGGGUACGCGGCUUUAGUGACUGGUUGGUAGUAGCGUGUGAAGGCGAGUGACUGGGGAUCCAGGCGUGAGUGAGAGGUGGCUGGGACGCGGAGGCCUACUGUCAGGGCUACAGCACGAGGCCUGGAUUCUGCCAUGAUGAACGGUUCAAAUAUAGGAAACUCCACGUCCAACAAUAAGUCCAAGGAUGACCAAGUGGUAAACGGUCAUGAUGAGAAUGAAAACAACCCUUUUGCAGAGUACAUGUGGAUGGAAAAUGAAGAGGAUUUCAACAGACAGGUGGAAGAGGAGCUACAGGAACAAGAAUUUUUAGACAGAUGUUUUGAAGAGAUGUUGGCUGAAGAGGACAAAGAUUGGUUCAUCCCAUCUCGUGACUUGCCGCAGGGUGUGGGGCAGUUGCAGCAACAAUUAAAUGGACUCACAGUCAAUGAUAGUUGUAGUUCUGAGGACAUCUUGAGUAAAAGCAACCUGAAUCCUGAUGCCAAGGAGUUUGUUCCCGGAGUAAAGUACUGAGAUUUGCAGGCAACCUUUUUUUAAAAAAACAAAACAAAACAAAAAAAAUAGACUUUCUUUAACUUCAGGACAAUGCUGCCUAACAUGAGGGGGUUCUGGAUCACGGUGGAUAGUUAUGCUUUAACUCGGCAUUAGUACGAGUAAUUGUGGGAUUACGUCUACAGGCAUCAAAGAAUUGCCCUCAAGAAUAUAUAUUUUGGCAGUAUACUUGUGGGACUUCACUUUUUUUUUUUUUUCUUUUUUUUUUAAAGCAGACUUCUGCAACCUUUUCAUCAAAAGAAUCACGUGCUGUUGUAGUUAAACCAAAACAAUUUUUUUUUCUCUCCAACUGCAGUUUAACCACAUACACUAUAUUAAAAAUGGAAACAGAUGGAUAAAAAAAGCUGGAGUCUUCUAUAACAUCAGCAUGUGCGUUACAGGAUGUGCAACAGUCAUUUUGUUUCCAUGAUGAAGCCUGGUUAAGGUCUGGGUUCCUUUUCACUGCCUUUCAGCUUUUUGGACUGGUCUGCUUAACCUUAUUGCAUCCCUGGCAAAGAACAUUGUGGUAAUUUCUGUGGCUGAUGGCCAUUAAUUUCAGUAUUGCUGCCGGAUCUAUAUAAAUUUAGUUAUGAAACUUCUGUAAACGAGGAAAAUCUUCACAUUGCUCUUAUCCAGCAAGAGGGUUCGUGAUACAAGCAAGACACAAAGGCACAGGAUGUCUGCCCGUUGUGAACAUGCUGCAAGUAAAAAAAAACAAAUGCUUUCCAAUAGUGGUCUGUUACGAAUACAACACUACAAUUCAACGAAUGGCUACAUAAGAUGGCUUACAUGUUGCUUUAAGGAAUGUUACUGGUGUUCAGUUACUUGAACUCCCCCCAUCCUUACAUGCGUGGCAGUGCCAUGUUUAAACAAAGGCAGUGGUAUUUUGAGAGCUUGACUUUUUUUUUUUUUUUUUUAAUUUACCAACAGUGUUAGCUGCUUCUUGAAGCUGGAAAACUGAAGGUGUGGACUGGGUGUUUCAUAAUCCUUUUGAUUAAUCAUGUAACCUAGAUUUUAUUUUAAAGCAGUUUACAUGUAAAUUAAAUGUCUGCCUUGUUUCAUUUACAGUUUUCAGUCCUAAACCUCCAAGUGUCCUCUGAGCCUUCCGUGGCAGCUAUCAUUAAAUCUUUGCUGCACUGUUUUCUUACGAUAGGUUGUGCUCUAAAUUACAAACGUGUGUGAAAUAAGCUCAUUUUAAACUGCCUCAAACAUACUGUUUUUAUGAAAUGACAUAGGAAGUUACAGUAUGAAAUAAAACAGCCUGUUCAUUGUUUGUCUCA